ACACCAGAGGAGUGGGUAGCUGUUAGUUAUGGCAGAGACCUGCGGUACAUUGGCCGGGUGGUGAAAGAAGAUAAACGGGCCAUCAGGAUACAAUUUUUAGAGAAAAAGGCGGAUGGUUUCUUUCAACUAAAAAAAAGAGACGAGGAAACGGAAAAAGACAUCGUUUUUAUGCGUAACGUGGAUGUGCAAUGGAAAGGGAUUGGUCGCUACGAGGUUCCAGGGGCACGCUACGACAAUUUUCGGAAAAAUAUCUGUUCGGAAGACGAUUUGAGAUCUAGAAUUUUCGAAACAUUUGUUGUAAAAUUUCUUGCUUGCCUGCCUUUCCUAGGAUUUUCGAACAUCUAAGAAAAGGUAAAAUUGCCCAUUUUCAACGGAUUUUUACCCUAAAAAGGUCACCUAGAAUUUUCGGGAGCCUUUUUUCUGGCUGAAAUUUUCGAACAGGUAAGGUUUGAUCCCUAUAAUUUUUGGAUCACCAGACUUUCAGCUAGGAAAUCCGAACAGAUGAAAAAUUUAUAGGGGAUAAAAAUAUGCCCAUAUCCUCCCUUUAAAUACUAAAAUACGUUUAACAAUGCUAUGUUUAAGUGGUUUUGAACUAUAUUCUCGUUGGGUGCUCCUGAGGUUCUUCGCGAAAAAGAGAUAAGGAAAAAGCAUGAGGAGUUUUGGAAGACACUUCGUUUGAAAAAGAAGGUAGUGAUCCAUCCUAUUUUCUCAGCUAAUCACUUUAUUUAUUUAUUUUCUCAAGCUGUUCGGUGGAUUAGGCCAAGGCAUACAAAGCAGAGAAAAAGUAUGGUGAGACUUACAAAGAUAUUUUACUUUAAAUUAUUUUAUUUUGAAAUGGUUACCAGGUAGAAUCCUACUGGAAUAUAAACGCGCACUCCGACCUUUCUGAAGUGGUGUGCCGAGUUGGCGUAGACGAAAUCCUUGUUGGCGACUUUAAAACAAUCCAACCAUCGAUGAGUGCAGAAGAGAUCGAGAUGAUGAAAAAGUUUUCUCUCCGCUUCAGGGAAGUUGGUUGGCUUAACGACAAGGUACGGUUUUUAAGUAUUUUAACUCCAUUCAGGGUAUAAGAAAAAGAGAAAUGUUUUGGUGGGUAAUUAUUACCUAUUUUUGGUUACGUUAGAGAGCAAAAUUUGGUUCGGAAUUGACUCACUAUAUGCUUUAUUUUACUAAAAUUAAAAAAAAAUCUGUUUCUAUCUUCUUGACAAAACUAGGUAGUAAAUGCAAGCCUAAAGCUGUUAGAGGUUUCUAGUAGGAAGAUGGUAAGUCAAGAGAAAUACUGUACUAUGAGUGGCAUCUGCUUUAGGGAACAGAGGGAGAGGGUAUAACAGAAAAAGGUUAGUUCUAGCUCGCGCUUCGCGUCGGAGAGUAUCGCUUCCUCCUUAACCUUCUGCCACUAAAGAUAUCCGCCCAUAAUUUUUCAUCAUUUUGCACUUGUUAGUAUUACUGAAAGUAAAUCUGAGAAAAGUUAACGUGUUGUUUACCAUCUUUUAACCAGGGUAUAAAAGUCUUUGCCGCGGAAUCUUUCGUAAUAGAAAAAAUAAGGACAUCAGAAGAGCUCUCUCAGUUGAAGUCAUGGAAGUGGAUGAAAAAGGCAGGUUGAAAGUGAAAAAUGAUUUCUGGGAAGAAACUAAUAGUUUGGCCUUUUCGCACUCUAACCACUAUUAGUUCAUGAAACGAAGGGCUAACAGUUUCUUGCGCAAAAUAUAGUAAAUAACUGACUAUACCCCUCUUUUUCAGAUUGACUUUUCAAAUCAAGACUUGGUUUUACUACCUAUGUGCCAUGCCAGUCAUUGGACGCUUGGGGUAUGACUUCUGUUAUCUAUUUACAAGACGGUACCACUGAAUAAUAUGCAACUACCUAGUAUGUAAUUGGCCCCUAUUUUGUGAAGGUGAAACCUCUCUUGUACGAGAACAGGAGCCCAUAACUCCAUGGGCCCCUGACAAGAAUCAAUAAAAGUAACUACAUCAACAACAGUUUCUCGCCCGCUCCGCCUACUCUUUAAGAAUUAAAGUACAAAGCAAAACAAUAAUUCUGAUAUUUCCCGGGAAAGAGUACAUUUGUUCACAAAUGUUUCUUUACAUUUUACUUCUAUAAAGGUUGUUAACGUAAAACAAAAAGAGCUUCUUCACUACGACAGCAAGUCGGAAAAACAAGGAAAGUCGACGACGAGUGGAGAGCUUUUUUUCAGCUGCAUGAGGUAUAAACUCCGUUUAUAAUAGCCCCCCACCGCAGAAGUGUGUUGUUUUUGUUAUUUUCUAUUUUUUUGAAGGAAUGCAUACGAUUUUUUUUUGUGUGCGUGUUAAACUUCCACAGGAAAAUAAUGGCGGCAGAUAAUAUGGACGUGCCCUCUUGGAAAAACAUCUCGCCAACAACGCCGCAACAGUGUGACGGGCAAAGUUGUGGAGUUUAUGUCAUAAAGGUGGGCUCAAACACCAAUUGUUUCUCAGUUUCUAAGCGAGAAAGUAAUAGCGAGCACAGUUUUGUUGGUUUCUUCUUGCAGGUGGCUGAAUUCGUCGUAGAGGAAAAGAAGCCCUUCAUUUCACAGGUAAAAUAUCAUUAA
This is a messenger RNA of Porites lobata, 2561 nucleotides long. NCBI's taxonomy places the organism in Eukaryota, Metazoa, Cnidaria, Anthozoa, Scleractinia, Poritidae. The record is from the annotation of a GenBank genome assembly.